UAAAACAUGAUAGAGAAGGCGUUCGUGUUUAGUUUGCGAACCUGUCCUUGGAGGAAAGGCUUGGUAGGUGCGGUGUGGUGCUCGCAGCGGACUUAUACUCCUACUGCUGUGAUUUCACGUCUGCUGAGUGUUGCGAGUUGAGAAGUUAGCUUUCGGGAGCCAAUCAGUUAGUUACACCAGUUCAAUUCCUACACUUGUAGGAUUCAAGGAGUAGAUUAAGCACCGAACCGUGCUGAUAUUCCAAGUGUUUGCCGUUGAGGUAUCUCCUAGUGUAUAAGGACACUGUUUUCUAGACUUCCACCGUGAUGGGUGACUGCUACAAUCUGAUGGCGCUGAAAGCUCGUUUACAGAAGCAAGCUGAGGAGAACAGAGCUACAGUGUUGCCCAGUGUAAGCGGGCUAGGUGUUAUCCAGGGUGUCAUGGCUCGUAUUAGACUGACGCGACUAACACUGCGUGCGAUGGUUUUUAGCUGGCUCAAUACCAGAAGCAGCAGAGGCAGCAGCAACACCAAGGAUAACAACGACGGCGACCCAGAUGAACAAGACUCAGGCCAUGGAGAAGUGCUUCAGAGUAACGUGGAAUACAUACGGGUACCCGGAGUACCUAUAUUAAAAGAGACAUCUUGGAAUAUGUCGUUCUUGCCUCGUGAGAAUGAAUACAGCCCUUCAACGCGCAAGUAUACAUUGGUCUUUGACUUGGACGAAACCCUCAUGUGCAGCAGCCGCUUCCCCUUAUCAAGAGCUGCCAGUCUUGAUAGUACCACUGUCUGCUCUUCUGGCGCGACAUUUCACAUCUACGAACGGCCAUUCCUGACCUAUGUCCUCCUGAGAGCUUCAAAGCAUUUCGAUAUUGUUGUCUACACGACAAUGGAAAAGCCCUAUGCUCUGAAGGUGGUGACGUGGAUCAACCGUGACUUCAGACUAGUGAAGUAUUUGCUACAUAGGGAUCAUUGCGUACAGCGGGAAAGUGGCUACAUCAAAUGCUUGCAGAUGCUUGGUCGUGAUCUUCGUAAAACAGUUCUCGUCGACAGUAGCCCAACACAGUUAGCUUACAACGAACGAAAUGGUAUCCACAUUGAUGAGUGGUAUGGGUGCCCCAAUGAUAGAGGACUGUUGGAGUUGUGCGAAUUUCUCAUGGACGCUGCAUCUUUGCGUUUGGAUGACAUUCGACCACUCGUGGAUCGGUAUGCUAUGGGAAAGGUCGUUUAUCAGCUUGAUAGUGUUGUGGAUGUGGAGUAUGACUGAACGUGGGAACAGAGAUGUCCAAUAUGACAGCAGGGUAUUACCUGUAGAGUAUGCCUGGAUUACUUUUCUGCAUUGGUAUCUGUGUGCAAUAUCCUAUACCUUCUGAAGUCGGAAACAUCAACUCUAUCAAGCUUGUGAAUAGCUAUUUUUUCACUUGAUCUACCAGUACAUGUAUUCUGCUAUCCCCAACCAAGAACUAACUUGGAUACUGCACAUACUAUAAGUAGUGGUCGAGGAUUACAUCAUACAUUCAAUGGAACUUUGUAAUUCUCUGUUCUGCGCACGGGGCACACCAUCUGUAAUGGCAGAACUUUGCACACAAGAAGAGAAGUAACUAAUACUGUUGUUUGCAGACUUUCACGUACUUAACCAACAUCUCACUCGGUGUUGAGUUCUAGUGUUUCUUGUGAGCCUUCCUUGGCAAUUGGGCUAUGCCAAGUAGCGCGCUUGACGGAUUUUGCGCCCGUUGACAUCAUUCAUCCUUGUACUUCAUUUCAAAAAUCUUUUUUGCACGGAGGCGUUUAAAGACAUUGCAAGGAGGAUCUAGGAUACACAAUACUUCGAAGUACAUUAAUAAUUAUACACAUUUGCCUACAUGUACUGCUUUCAGCCAAAGUUUCGAGUGUCCUGCAUUGAUCUAUUCCUUCGCUUAGAACAUGCUGUCAAGUGUCGAUCAGUCAGGA
This is a messenger RNA of Sycon ciliatum, 1927 nucleotides long. RefSeq names its product CTD small phosphatase-like protein 2-A. The transcript has a single exon. Bases 306 to 1244 code for a protein of 312 amino acids. Lineage: Eukaryota; Metazoa; Porifera; Calcarea; Leucosolenida; Sycettidae. The record is from RefSeq and is a predicted model, not a curated record.